AUGGCUUCUUCCUCCUCCUCAUCCUCAUCGAACCUCCUCCCGACAGAUAGUCAUGCAGACGAUACAGAUCUAGAUCUAGCAAAGGUCUGGGCCGAACUAUCAAGGGGCGAAAAGACAGCGCAGGCACUCGAGUCAAAUCUCACGAACCUAGAGAAGAAAAUCGACACCCUACUUGCAAGCGUAGAGUCCCAGCAUAGCGAACAGGCCCGAGACGCAGACGGAGAUGGGGGGGCGACUGCCACCGCCACUACAAGUACAGGUGGUGGUGGUGACGACAAGGACAAAGGUGGCAAUGGCAAAUCUUGA
This is a messenger RNA of Lachnellula hyalina, 306 nucleotides long. RefSeq lists its product as uncharacterized. NCBI's taxonomy places the organism in Eukaryota, Fungi, Ascomycota, Leotiomycetes, Helotiales, Lachnaceae. Bases 1 to 306 code for a protein of 101 amino acids. The transcript has 3 exons. The record is from RefSeq and is a predicted model, not a curated record.